CAAUAUGUCUGCCAAAAUCAAGGUCACACUGGACUCGCUGAUUUUUGUUCGAUUUGGUUUUUUGCAGUCUCAGUUGCCGUGCCCGUGCCGUACAUGUGGUUCCCCUUAAUUUACGGUUGUACGCCAUUUGGCCCUGCCCAGUUCACAGCACUCGAUAGUUGCAGUUAUCCGGCGAUAGCGGUAUAAAUAUUACUUGCGGCACGAACUGUGCCAGCAGUUGGCCAGCAAAAUGCUACAGGAAGGCAUACAUACGCCAUUCAGUUCGGAUAUACCGCACGCCUUUGUCUACGAGGAUAAAAAUCGCUCCACGGUGUACUACUGCGGUCCCUACGUGCAGUCGCUGAAGAACUUUGCAGAGGCUUUCAAGUACCAGCUGUAUCUGGAGCAUGUGGACAGUUUGCCCAAGAAGUCGAUGCUGCAGAAUCAGCUGGCGUAUGGCGAGUAUAAUGUAUCGCUACACGGCGUAAUAAUGCGUCCGCGCCAGGACGAGCCCAUGUACGAUGUAACGCAAUAUAGUUAUCCCAUUGAGGUGAUGACAAAUUGUGUAAUGGUGCCGCUGGCGCCGGAGCUGCCCAAAUGGAUGUACAUGGUGUGGCCCUUGGGACGUUAUGUGUGGACGACGCUCUUCCUCAGCAUAUUCUAUGUGGCCCUGCUGCUGCGCUUUGUGCACUGGGGUGAGCCCAUUGUGCGCUCCUAUACGCGUAAUCUGCUGCACGCCAUGGCCUUGAUUAUGUACAGUCCGAAUAUGAAUUUAAAGGUGAAGAUGGAGCAGCCGCCGCUGCGCAUGUGGAUCUUCUAUACGCUGCUCUACACUCAAGGCUUUAUACUCACCAACUAUCACAUAAGCCACAUGACCUCGUUUGAUAUGAAGCCAGUGUUUGUCAAGCCCAUCAACACCUGGUCCGACUUGAUAGAGUCCAAGCUGCGCAUCAUUAUACCGGACACGCUGCUGGAGGAGCUGCGUCUGCUGCCCGUCGUGGACACAUCCUCGUUGAAUGCGCAGUUCGAGCCACGCAUUUGACAGGACUAUCAGGAGCUUUUGCAGCGGCCCUCACGCGCCUACGCCUACGUUGUUACCCAGGAUGCCUGGGACUUUUUCAAUCG
Messenger RNA from Drosophila busckii, 1104 nucleotides. RefSeq names its product Ir56b. The record is from RefSeq and is a predicted model, not a curated record. Lineage: Eukaryota; Metazoa; Arthropoda; Insecta; Diptera; Drosophilidae. The transcript has a single exon. The coding region runs from base 230 to 1021 and encodes 263 amino acids.